CACCUUCUUGUCCCAUGCACCAAUAUAGAAAUCGUGUGUAAAUUAUGGAACUUGAAUACAAAUAAUUCAUCAGUAGUUUACUGAAUAUUUUGGAACUGUGACGUAUUUUCGGUAUAUUUCUGAAAGUCAGACUGUAUAUCUAUCAAUUUCGCGGUCACACUGACGGUCGCAGAUAUUAAGUAGCAAAAAAAAAAAACGUAUCGAGUCGAGAGUUGCAGAAUUAUAGCAAUUAGAAUACCGCAAUCUAGUUAAGGUGGCUAACAAAUUCGCGUUGUUGGUUUGUUGUUACAAGUAUCGCGCAUCGAUAGGGAAAAUCGUCUAUUGCAUUUGUAUACAGAGCAGGUGGUGUUGUCUCUCUCAGGCUUGCACGCUCGCUCCUGAUGUGCGAGCGAAACAACAACAAACAAGUUACAAGUUCCAACACAAUUCCAUCUUCAUUCAAUGCAAAACUGGAGCUAGACUCCAGCAAAGACGACACCAUUCACUCCGCAAACUUGAACAAAAAACUCGUCAAGAUUAAAAAGUUCAAGCUGGACGAUAUGAAGGAAAUGGUGGGCGGCUGUUGUGUUUGUUCGGAUGAGCGGGGGUGGCCGGAGAACCCGCUCGUCUACUGUGACGGCCAAAACUGCAUGGUUGCCGUGCAUCAGGCAUGCUAUGGCAUUGUGACGGUCCCCACCGGACCCUGGUAUUGUCGCAAAUGUGAAUCCCAAGAGCCCGCCUCCCGCGUCCAUUGCCAUUUGUGCCCCUCAAAGGACGGGGCGCUCAAGAAAACAGAUCAAAACAAAUGGGCACAUGUGGUGUGUGCUCUGUAUAUACCCGAAGUGCGAUUCGGUAAUGUCACCACCAUGGAGCCCAUACUUAUAUCGCAGAUACCGGAGGAACGCUUCCACAAAGCCUGCUACAUUUGCAUGGAGAUUGGAAAAAGUGGCCGUUCCACCAAGGGUGCCUGCAUGCAGUGCAACAAAUCCAAUUGCAAGCAACAAUUCCAUGUCACAUGCGCCCAGAGCCUGGGUCUGCUCUGCGAGGAGGCAGGCAACUAUUUAGAUAAUGUGAAGUACUGCGGCUAUUGCCAGCAUCAUUAUAGCAAACUGAAAAAGGGCGGCAACGUCAAAACCAUACCGCCAUACAAACCCAUACAACAUGACACCUCAUCCGAUUCGUGUUCGUCGCCCGAGAAGGAUAUUGACUCCACAAUGAAUGCAUCAGCUACCUCGGCAACGAGCAUUAAGAUAACCAGCAGCUGCAGCAGUGCCAACAGUAGUGCCUUGAACGCCAGCUCUUUAGGGGCAGUCUCCGGAGGCGGCAGCGGCAGUGGUGUGUCCUCAUCGUCCAAGCAGCGCAAGAGCAAUGCAUCGGGCAAGUCAUCGAGCAGCAGCAGCAGCAGCUCCUCAUCAUCAUCCACGGGAGUGGUGAAUCCCACCUCCAGUUCCGCAGGUUCGGGCGGAGGCAGCAAUCUGCCAGUCGGAGGAAGCCUACUACCAUCGAGUAGUAGCACUAGCAAUAUUAGUAAUAGUACCAGCACCAGUCUGCCGGCUGGCACAGGAGCAGCAGCAGCUGCUGGCGGAAACGUGGCCGGUGGCAGCAUAAGUGCAAUAAAUCUACCUUCCUCUGGCAGUGGCUCUGGCUCUCAGAAGGCCUCCGCCACCAGUCAGUCGACAACAUCGGCAAACACCACAACAAAAUCCUCGGCCAGCAGUUCGAGCAGUAGCAGCAGCUAUAAGGACAAGCAUAGCAAAAGCUUGAGCAAGCAAUCAAAUUCAAGCAAGGAAAAGGAUAGCAGCAAGGACAGCGGAAAUAAUCCCCCUAGCAGCAGCACGAGCAGCAGCUUAUCGAAUUCAACAGCCACCUCAACAUCUACGAGCUCCUCUUCGUCGCGGGAGAAGUCUUCGUCGAAGUUAUUGAAAAACAAGGACACCACACCCAUUCAAAUUCCAAGUGCCACAAGCAGCAGUUCGAGUAUCAGCACAUCCAUCAGCAGCAAUACCCAGCCGAGCAACAGUUCGUCAACUCUAACAGCCGCCAUUGGUUCUGCCGCUGUAAGCAGCCCUGUGGCUGCCCUAUUCGCCGCUGCAUCAGCCAAUAUCUCGAAUCAUGCCCAAAACCUAAGUACGAAUGGAGGAGCAGGCAGCAAUGUGAGCACUCAUCUGAAUGCCAGCAGCAGCCGCAGCACGGGUUUCGGUACAGAACUACGUCCGGGCAGCAGCACUUUGAAUGACUCUUCUUCGGUCAUUGCGGCAAGCAGCAGUGCUGACACUUUACCAGGCGCUGGUUCGUCUGCAAGUAAUCUGACUGCAGGCCUGGGCCAGGGCUUAAGCGGAGGAGGAACAGUCUCCUCCACUGUGGCCACUAAUUUGACCACAAGCAAGGCAUCCUCAUCAUCUGCAGCAACCUCGUCGUCGUCUUCCGUCAGCAAUCCCACACAAACCACGAGUGUGGCAUCGAAAAAGCGUAAAGCCGAUUCGGUGAAGCAGUCAAGCGGCAGUGGCAGUGGCCCACCACUCAUCGCUCCAUCAGCCUUGGACGAUAGCAAUAGGUGGGCUACGAGAACGGCAAAGAAAAGUUCAUUUCGCGAAUUGAUCAAGGAUACACACGUGACUCUGACGGCACUAACAGAUUUUGAAAAGGAAAUAGAAAAGAGCUCCAAGAGGCAACGAACGGAACUUAGUCCGCCGACCCAUCAAACAUCCGCCACUGCCGAAGUGAAUGCCACAUUAGCACCCGCCAUAAGCGCCACAAUAGCUGCCACAGCAAGUGCAACAACGGCAGCAGUGACAUCCGUGGCCGGAGGAACCACAACGGGCAGCAGCACUUUGAGCAGCAAUGCCACAAGCAGCAGUACAGCAGGGGGAGCAGGAGGAUCGGCAGCAGCACCAGCUGUGGGCGGAGCGGCAGGAGUGGGAGCCAGUGGCUAUCCAAAGACAGAUUCGAGUAGAGCCAAUACCAGCGGAAGCAGCAGCAAACACAGCAGCAGUGGCAGUGGCAGUGGCGGUAUUAAGGAGAGCAGCAGCAGCAAUCCAACGCCACCUGCGAGUGGGAGUGGCAGCAGCAACAGCAAUGCCCCCAGCCUUUACGUCUCUGUGCCGCUGUCGACAGCCAAUGUACCUGGAAUCAAUCUGCCAUCGAGCAAUAGCAGCAGCGCCGCCACGAACCCCAGCGGUGAUCCCCAUGUGACGGCAGCUUCACGCAGUACCCAACAGCAGCAGGCGAAUCAGUCAGCACUGAGUACUGCAGGAACUGCAGGAGGAGCGUAUGCAACAGCAACAAGUGGCGGCGCGGCCUCAACGGUUAUUCAGCAUCAAAGCGGAAAAUCAUCACCGGCUCUCGGCGGCAGCGGCAUCGGUACCCUAGUCAGCGGUAAUAGCGGUGGCAGCAUCAUCUCCGCCAGCACCGGCAGCAGCAGCAGCGGCAGCGGCGCCCUGUCCACUGGAAAUCUGACGGCCACUACCACAGAGAGUGGUAACCUAAAGAUCAGCUACGAGAAGCAGACAACGCGAGUACAACAGCUGCAAGAGCAGGAGGCACCGCCAGCCACGUCGCGCAGAAGCAGAUCGCGCUCUGGUGAGAGCAGUAGCACGAGUAGUCAUCAUCACCAUCAUCAUCAUCACUCGCAGAACCACCACCACACGAAUGUUGUCCCCCCAAACCAUCCAACACAGGGGCAGCAACAGCAUCUGACGUCGCUGCAAUCGUUGCACACUGCCGCCAGCGUAGGCGGCACCUCUUUGACCACCCCCAUCGCACCCGUCAGUAGCUCUGUCAGCAACGCAUCGAACACCAAAGCCACAUCAGGUGGACGUUCGGGUAAAAAGCGUGGAGCGGCACUCAAUAAAAACGAAACCAAUGCCCCGGGAGUAGCAUCGGCAACAGGCAAUGUUGCAGCUGCAGCAGCAACAACAGCCAUAGCGGAGAAGCAUAGUCGUCAUAGUUCGCCUCAUCAAUCGCCAAGUGCUGCUGGUCUGCCUGGAGGCAUUGCAUCGCCAGUGGUGCUGACGCUCUCCUCCUCGCAGUCCUCGAUAGAUUCGCCACCCGCCGUGGCACCCACAACGACACCGACUCCUCCAAACAGUCGAAGCACGCGCAACAGCAGUAACAGCCUCCUACUGCAUAGCAAUCAUAAUGGCGAUCAGACCUCAUCCUCGAGCUCAUCCUCCACUUCGUCCUCGUCCAUGUCCUCGAGUGGGGGUGCCUCCAGUGUCCCUGUCGUAAACCUUUUGGACUCCCCCGUCAAUAUGUCAACGAGUGUGCCGUCAGUGGGUUACAGAGUGGGGAACACGAGCACGAGCACGAGCACGAGCACGCCAACUGGCAAGGGAACCACAACUCCGGAUGGGAACUAUGGCGGAAGCAGCAGCAAUGGCGGUGGCACCACCAAGCCUUUGAAUAAGAAAAUGCUGCGUGCACAGCAGACGCAAUUGUUCCAACAGCAGCAACAGCAACAGCAGCAACCACCACAGACAUAUGCACCAAUAAUCCCUGCUAGAACCACAUCCCCCACAAAUCUAACCUCUGCCUCACCCUCCUCCUCAGCAUCAGUCCCAGCCACAGCCACAGCUCCAAUUCAGGCAAACUUUUUGCAUUUGCAACAGCCACAGCAACAGCAGCAGUCACAACAGCAGAAUCAGCAUGAAGAUCUAGAAAUAUUACAAUUCACUAAUUCGAUUCCUACCAAUCCUUCUUCCACCUCCACGACAACAACAACGAUAACGAAAUCGAACAGAACUCCGGAUCUUGCAACGACAUCGGCCGCAACGACAUCAUCACUGCCAAGCACAACAACGCUGACGAGUCAGCAGUCGAGCCAAUCGAUUAUGCCCCUUGUGGGUGGUCUCAAGUUCUCGUACGAGAGUCAGACGCAGCACCAGCUCAUGGAUGUGGCCAUGCUGCCGGUAAGCUCCAUCAAGGACUCGCCGCCCAGUUCGCCAGGAUCCGAGAUUGGUGGCGCAACGCAGUUGCAUACGACAGCAGUAUUGAGUGCCACAGCUGUGGCUGUAGCCGCUCCCCAGCCUGGAAAUGUACGCAAGCGUGGACGCAAGGCCAAGGACACGACGAUAGCUGCGGCAGCAGCGGCGGCAGCACAAGCAGCAACGGUGGCCGCAGCAGCUGCCACAAACGUCCAGCAUCAGCCAGAUCUCAAGGAUGUGCGCAUCCUGCAAAAUGGAGCUGCCAGCAGUAGCUCAUCGAGUGGUCCGAUUAGUACCCCCACGCCGCCGGCAACACCGGCAGCAGCGUCCGGAGCGUCGGCGAGUUCGAUCAUAGCGCACACGGCCACCCACAUGCUGGGGAAUCAUGUGAAUCCCAAUAGCAGUGUGGCCCAGAAGCUGUCGGAGCAGCUGCACAUGGAAGUGCAGGAUCAUGCCAUCUACACGAGUGAUGCCAUGAGUUCGCAAUGCGCGGGAGUGCCAUUCCCUGGCAAACAGCGAAAUAAUACCAGCACCGCCUCCAUGAAUGCCGCACCGGCACCGAAUCCACUGCAAUCAAUGUUUAGCGGUGGCGGAAUGAAUAGCAAUAUGUCGAUACCCCAAAGCUUAGAGCAGCUGCUGGAGCGCCAAUGGGAACAGGGCUCACAGUUUCUCAUGGAGCAGGCGCAGCAUUUUGACAUUGCUUCCCUGUUAAAUUGCUUGCAUCAGCUGCAGAGUGAGAAUCUGCGCUUGGAGGAGCAUGUGACCAGCCUGAUAGCGCGACGUGAUCAUUUGCUGGCGGUAAAUGCCCGCCUGCAGAUACCGCUGAAUCCGAUCGCCAACAAGUCCGAGGCGCAUGGUAAGUAGAGAAGGCAUAA
This is a messenger RNA of Drosophila miranda, 5776 nucleotides long. It is a transcript of the gene Alh, whose product is annotated as protein AF-10. Gene Ontology annotation, cellular component: nucleus. The record is from RefSeq and is a predicted model, not a curated record. Gene Ontology annotation, molecular function: nucleosome binding; histone binding. Bases 381 to 5765 code for a protein of 1794 amino acids. Lineage: Eukaryota; Metazoa; Arthropoda; Insecta; Diptera; Drosophilidae. Gene Ontology annotation, biological process: regulation of transcription by RNA polymerase II. The transcript is spliced from 10 exons.